CAAAAAAAAAGGGAUGCGGAAGUGACGUGACAUUUUGCCCUACACCACCGACGGAGUUGACAACAAAAAUAGUUAUUUUGUGUGUCUGUGUACAAUUUUUCUUCUGUUCACCGUCACAAUCUCACAGUAGGUGCUGCAUUGCUAUGACGACGUUCCUAUAAAGAUUCUCAGGCUUUUUGCCUUCACAAGCCUCCAUUUAGAGGUAUUUUCACCCGACGGUUCAAGCCGCUCUCCUACGUCACAGACCCAACUUGUCAGUUUUCCGUCAAUGGCGUGUACUUUAGAGAAAGUGUUGUGCGAUGCUCGGGCCCUUCUGGACAGACUGAAGGAGCACGACACGGCCGCCGAGGGACUGAUAGACCAAACCGGGGCCCUUGGACGGAGGGUGCAGAGCAUGAAGGAGGUGGGGAAUGCUCUCCCAGACAAGCACACAGGAGACAAUACAGAGAUUCAAGAGCUGAUGACGUACAAGCCCCAUGUCCUUCUGACUCAGGAAAACUCUCAAAUUAAGGAGCUGCAACAAGAAAAUAAAGAACUGUGGCUAUCUCUUGAAGAACACCAAUACGCCCUGGAGCUAAUCAUGGGUCGGUACCGUAAGCAGAUGCUCCAGCUGAUGAUGGCAAAAAAGGAGCUGGACACCAAACCGGUGCUCAGCCUUCAUCAGGACCACGCUAAAGAAGUGCAGAGCCAGGUGGAGCGGAUCUGUGAGAUGGGCCAGGUAAUGAGAAGAGCCAUGCAGGUGGACGAUGAGCACUACUGCUCCAUCCGGGAGCGGCUGGCUCAGCUAGAGAUUGAGAACAAGGAGCUUCGGGACCUUUUGAACAUUAGCAAAGGGUCGAUGAAGACUGCGAAAGAUGAUGGCGCCCAGCCGCCAUCACCCCCACCAGCAGCCCAGUGGGAGCAUUCCCCACUGCCGGCGUCUGAUGAGUGAGCAGAGCAGCUUCUGCCUGUACUGUGGCUGGGCAAAAGAAAAGAAACCAAACAGGGUUUUGUAUUUUCUGGUUAAGGUCACUUGAACACAGCAUUUUAGCUUUCAUGAGCAUUUACCCGCGUGUGGGUUAUGAAAGCUCUUGUAAAGCAUCACUGUACAGUAAUUGUAUGGUCACUGCUGUCAUGUUAGAGUGGAUUUAUCAUAACCUGUGAUGCUAAUUACAUCUUUGAUUUGUGACUAAGAUACUAAAAGCAGCAAGGGAGAUUUGUUUUGUAUUUUGGAAUAAAGACACAGUUACUCUUCAGAGAUACAGAACAGAAAACUUUCAACUGCUAGACAGUGGAAACAAAUUCAGGAGCAGUAUGUCAUUGUAAACAUAAUUCUUCAUUAUAACAAGAAAUGAAACUCAAACAAGGUUUGUGUUUAUAAUGAAAUGAGUUUUAUGUUGUUAAAAGGAUAAACUUUCUUGUUUCACCCCAGUGUAAGACUGCGUGCUCUCUGCCAAAAAAUUACUUUUCACAAAGUUUCACCUGCUGCACAUAAUGCAUUUAUACUUUUAAUAUGUUUGUUAGUCACAUAGAAUGGAUUUUAACGUUCAAGGGACUAUUGUCAGUUUCCACAUUUGGAAGCAGAGGAAAUGUACCAAACCAGUUCAUGACACGUCUUUGUACAAAGUAAAAGAUUUUAAAAUAUGCCAA
Molecule: messenger RNA, 1629 nt
Organism: Gambusia affinis (western mosquitofish)
Lineage: Eukaryota; Metazoa; Chordata; Actinopteri; Cyprinodontiformes; Poeciliidae
Gene: sike1
Product: suppressor of IKBKE 1
Exons: 5
Coding region: 269-931 (220 amino acids)
Source: RefSeq, a predicted model, not a curated record